Xenopus tropicalis (tropical clawed frog) is the source of this 2582-nucleotide messenger RNA. RefSeq names its product G protein regulated inducer of neurite outgrowth 2 (gene gprin2). NCBI's taxonomy places the organism in Eukaryota, Metazoa, Chordata, Amphibia, Anura, Pipidae. The record is from RefSeq and is a predicted model, not a curated record. Bases 370 to 2130 code for a protein of 586 amino acids. The transcript is spliced from 2 exons.
AGUACUGUUCUCUCCAUUCUAUUUCACUCAUUUAUAAAUUAUCCUUCUAAAUUCUAUUUCCUCUCUGACCUGCACCUUCUGCACUGUGCAUUUGGAGCUCCUCCUUGUAAUCAGCUGAGUCUGCAGCUUAUCUCCACCCUCCCCCUGCUGCACCAUCUUAUUCUCUGCAGCCCAGAGAGGAGAAGGGGGGCAGGAAAGCGGUGGGCACCUGUGGAAACGAAGCAGAGAGCUGUCUAUCUCCUCCUUAUCCAGCAAAAAAACUUGUCUUUGCUACUGUUGCCUUCAAAAUAUCACUUUACAGAGAGAGCUCAGUUUUAACUGCAUUCUUUCCAUUCUUGAUACUCAAGGUGCUGGAAACACAUCUCUGCUAUGGAAGGCAGCCACCACAGACUUUCUGUUUAUUCUUACCAGGAGAGUUUAAAUUCGAUAUGCAAUGGGAAGCUUAAAAAGGACUGCCAUUCUCUGUCAAAGAGUGUCUCUACUCUGUCUGAUGGCCAAGGAGCUGAACAGAAGAAGCACAAUGUUCAUAAAAACCAUAACAGGUUGUUUUGCCAAUUUACAAGUGACAACAAUUUUCUAAAUUCACAGAGUGACAAGUGGUCAACUAUGCAAGUCACAGUUCCUGAUUUAUAUUUUGUUGAAGGCCACAGCAGUCAUCUUUCCAUAGAUCAUCCAGGGGACAAAAGUCAGCCACAAAAUCAUUAUAUAUCUGCUGCCUCUUCCCUAAAUCCAAGAGAACCAGACAGAAACAGCUUUUCUAAAAGUGAUAUGCUAGAAAAUAUCUCUUUGUUGGGUAUUUCAAAAAUGUCUAUGUCCAAAGCUCAGAGUUUUGACAGGUUUGAUACACAGGAGGUAGGCAUCCAAAAGAGUUAUUCAGAUUCCUUCUACAACAAUAAAGUACCAAUAUCAAGCUCUCCUAUGAUACACAAUAAAAACAAUGCCACAUACUUCACGCUUUAUUCUUCUACUGGUAUUUCUGAUGCAGCCCGUGAUUCUGGAAUAGUUGGUUCUUUGUCAAAUAUUCAAAACAACCUCACCGAAAUGAUGCGUUCAGUGAGAGAUCAAAAUAUUUCCCUAUACCAUUUGGGGAGCAGUAAUAUUAAGCAAAAUAUAUCACUAAAUUCUGUGCCUGGAACAUAUCAACAUAGAGCUUUGGAACCAAUGACUUCGACGAAUGGUUUUUUAAACAAUUCACUAAUCUGUAGCCAACCACAUUAUAAUAAUCCAGGCCUAAAAUCUUGUGAUAAUAUCUGUAACAUUAAACAUUUACAACUUUACAGUAGCUGCAAAUGUCAUUGUUGCAUAGCUCAUAAACAAGUUCUGAAGGAGGAUGACACUGUUGCUGCAUUUUGCCAUUCUCUGCCCAUACCAUCUGUGCAGUAUUCCCCUGGGCGAUUAGGCUCACUUGGAGAAUCAGUGCCAAGUCACACUCAUCCAGAAUUUUGUUCUCUGCCACCACCCACUAGUAACUUUGUUUUUCCUAAACUAGUGUCAUCGGUCAGUGAAUCAGGACUGGAUGCUAAAAAUCUAAUGAGGUGUGGCAAGCUGCUUUUUCCACAGUCAAUAAUGUCUAUAGGGGAAAUGCAGUUAAAUAGGCCAGACAGUAAUGAACUGUUGACUAAAUUAUCUGAAACAUCAUCAAUUAACCAGCAAACCACAUACUUAAGUAAAGAGAUGAAAGACACUUGGACUAUGACUUCUGAAAACCAAUUGUCUGGGGAAUACAGGCAUCCACGUCAUUGUAAAGACGCAGAGGUACAAACUAUUGUGAUAAUGGAAAACAAAUCUGUCUGUACUACUCCAUUUCUUCCAAAUGCAAGUCACACACAUUUAUUUCCUGAAGUAGGUUUAGCACUGCAGUGUCCCCGGUCCCCAGUAAGAGAAGUCCGUUGGGAUGAUGAGGGAAUGACAUGGGAGGUAUAUGGAGCUUCAAUGGAUCCUGAGGUUUUGGGGUUGGCCAUACAAAAACAUCUGGAUAUCCAAAUAGAACAGCACAUACAGCCUUCUGAGGAGUCCAGGGACACAAAAAUAAAUCCAUCAACUAAAGAGAAGAGGAGAUCAUUUAGAAAUUUGAUGCAUUCCUUAAGACAAUCCAGCUGUUGCUUGUGUACCAACUCUACAGCAGAAUAAACCUGGUAGAGCACUGUGGUCAUAAUUUGUAACUUCUGAUUCAGAGAUCCAGUCCCCAAGCAAUUUUAACCCAUUGAUUAGAGGAGGUGGACUCCUGAAAGAGGCAGCUUAGAAUCAUUUGAAGGAUCACAGAUUGGACAUCAUUGUUGGGUUUCCUUUUAACUUUCACAGGUUAAUGGAAAUUUAGUUGCACUAAGGUAUUAUUCCCAUCUUUGUAAAUAUUCCCAAAAUCUGAAUAAACUAUAUUGACAUUAGUUUAAGUCUUCAUAAAAGCAAAUAUGUUUACCUUUUUUUUAAGAUUCCUUUUUUUUAGCAUCUUAGAAACAACCUAUUGUAUUUAUAAAAUAAAAAUACAAGUUUCCAAUGCUCUGUUACAGUUCUGCACCACCAAGGUACUGAGACCACAGAUCUUGUUACAGUGCGGUGAAAAUAUUAAUAUAACUUUUAUUCAU